This is a messenger RNA of Cygnus olor (mute swan), 1890 nucleotides long. RefSeq names its product DNA polymerase alpha 2, accessory subunit (gene POLA2). NCBI's taxonomy places the organism in Eukaryota, Metazoa, Chordata, Aves, Anseriformes, Anatidae. The record is from RefSeq and is a predicted model, not a curated record. Gene Ontology annotation, molecular function: DNA binding. Gene Ontology annotation, cellular component: alpha DNA polymerase:primase complex. Gene Ontology annotation, biological process: DNA replication; DNA replication initiation.
GCCAGUUCUGUCCCUUUAAGAGCCUCGCCCCGCCCCUCCAUUCCCAUUGGCUGCUCUCGCCCGAAAUCUGCAUAACCACGCCCCCCUCGCCUUUCUCCGAUUAUCGCCCCGCCCCUCGUUCUCCCGUUGGCGAAUAUCGCCCGAAAUCUGCAUGGCCACGCCCCCAUCGGGAAUUCCCCCCCGUCGCCACGCCCCUCGCUCUCCCGUUGGCUAAUCUCACCCGAAAUCUGCAUAGCCACGCCCCCUGUCUCCAGCCCCUCUCCCCCUUGCGGCCGCUCUGCCCUUAUAAGGCGAGGCCACGCCCCCUGGCUGCCGUAAAGCGCGGCGGGGGCGCGCCGGCGCGGGAUUUUUGGCGCGGCCAUGGCGGAGCCGGGGCUGGAACCGGGGCCGGGAACGGGGCCGGGACCGGGACCGGGAACGGCCGAGGCGGUGCUGCGGGAGCUGGCGCUCUUCGAGCUGCGCUGCGACGGGGAGGACGUGGCCGAGAAGCUGCUGGAGCUGAGCCUGACGCACCGGCUGGGCCCCGUGCCGCUGGCCAACGAGCUGCUGGCCUUCGUCACCAGCAAGGACCUCGACCCCCAGCUCACCCUCGACAGCCUCGCCGCCUUCGAGCACGAGGUCCUCGCCAAGAGGGGCAGCAGAGCCUCCCGGAGGCCGAGCAGCCGCCACGGCGGCCUCCGCGACGUCCACUCCUUGCAGGAGCUGCUGGACGAGGAGGAGGAGGAGGAGGAGGAGCUGCUGGACGCCUACACCACGCCGUCCAAGACCACCCAAAAACGCCCCGGCGGCCCCCCCGCCACCCCCCGCCCCAAGCGGCCCCCCUCGUCCCGCAGCCCCUACGCGCUGUUCUCCCCCUCCAGCCUCUCCCCCAGCGCCACCCCCCCCCAGCAAUACGCCGCGCGGGGGGGCCGGGGCGAGGUGGUCGCCUCCUUCGGCGGCCCCCAGACCCUUUUUGGGGGCUCCGGCGGCUGCGCCCCCAAACUUUUCACCGCCCCCGAUGACUCCCUGACCAAAUCCUACAAAUUCAUGUUCCAAAAACCCCUCGACGUCCGCGAAGCGCUUUGCUGGCGGAUCGAGGAGCUCGGCGCCGCGCUCAGGACCCACCACGGCCUCGAGGACUUCGCCUCGGCGCUCCUCCCGGCUCAGGAACCCGUGACGGUGCUGGGCCAAAUCGCCUGCGACAGCAACGGGAAGCUCAACGCCAAGUCGGCCGUGCUGGAGGGCGACCGGCAGCGCUCCGCGGGCGCCCGCGUCCCCCUCGACCUCUCCGAGCUCCCCGAAUUCUCCCUCUUCCCCGGCCAGGUCGUGGCCGUGGAGGGGACCAACAGCACCGGGAAGAAGUUGGUGGUGUCCAGGCUCUACGAGCCCCAGCCCCUUCCCUUCCCCUCCCCUCCGCCGCCAGCCGCAGGGGCCGAGCAGCGGGCGGUGCUGGUGGCCUGCGGGCCCUACGCCACCUCCGACAGCGUCGCCUUCGACCCCCUCUCCGACCUCCUGGACGUCAUCGCCCGCGACCGCCCCGACGUCUGCGUCCUGUUCGGGCCAUUCGUUGACGCCAAGCACGAGCAGGUGGAGAACUGCCAGCUCCCCGCCUCCUUCGCCGACGUCUUCAAGCUCUGCCUCAAGAUGAUCCUAGAAGGGACCCGAAGCGCCGCCCCACACCUGGUGCUGGUGCCCUCGCCCCGGGACGUGCACCACGACUGCGUUUACCCGCAGCCGCCCUUCCCCUGCCCCGAGCUGCCCAAGGAGGACAGAGCGCGCGUGCUCUUCGUCUCGGACCCCUGCACCCUGGACAUCGACGGCACCGUCUUCGGCCUCACCUCCACCGACCUCCUCUUCCACAUGGGCGCCGAGGAGAUCAGGUGGGAAGGAUCCGGCCCCGAAUGCUCCCCG